Molecule: messenger RNA, 414 nt
Organism: Aethina tumida (small hive beetle)
Lineage: Eukaryota; Metazoa; Arthropoda; Insecta; Coleoptera; Nitidulidae
Product: protein LSM14 homolog B-like
Exons: 1
Coding region: 1-414 (137 amino acids)
Biological process (GO): cytoplasmic stress granule assembly; P-body assembly
Cellular component (GO): P-body
Molecular function (GO): mRNA binding
Source: RefSeq, a predicted model, not a curated record
AUGUCGAAAACCCCCCAGACCGGGAUGAACGUGUCCCUGUUGACCAAGAGCAACAACCGGUUCGAAGGACGCUUCCUGAGAUUCGAUCCGGACCGAUACUCCAUAAUUUUGACGUCGGUCCGCUGCUUCGGCACGGAGAGCAGACCGUCCCCGCGUCCCAUGGCACCGUCUCCGGACAUUUUCAGCUUCAUGGAGUUUCGAUGCGUUGACGUUUUGGACUGCGAACCGAUCGUACCGGAACACACUUUGUUUUAUCACGAUCCGGCUGUCGUUAUGGUGAUUAAAAAUUCGAGUGCUGGAGCGGAUUAUUCGGCUGACACGUCGGAACAGGAGGAGAAUCAUUUCGGAGCGAUCGGAGCUGAGAGGAACAGAUUUAAAGCCGCAAAAGAGAACUGCGUACGAAGAAGUUUCUGA